UACUCGCUCUUCGAAAACUAGACGACUGCCUGCAGCCGUCUCGUUCGGUCGUGUGCGUAGCAACUGUGAGAAGUUGCAGCUAGGAGUUCGUCCGCUUCGGCGUGUUCGUCGUCGCUUGGCCGCGUCGUUGCGUACACACUGAAACGUGAUCGGAUUAACCACCCAAGCUGGGCGCUGCGACAACUGCUGCCCGCGAACCAACCGUCGGCGAUGGAAGACGUGGUCGAUCUCAUGUGCAUGGAGGCGCCGCAACUGGGACAGACACCGCGAGCAUCGCACGAUUCGGCGAUCGUCGGUGACGCCGUCGUCAUGGCGAGGUUGCUGGGACUUCAGGAUCGCUACGCUGUCACGUGUGACUACUGCAGGCGCGUGCAGACCGAGGUUCAGACACCGAUGAGGAAAACGCUGGCACUGUGGAUGUCCGAGGUGUGCGAGGAACAGGGCUGCGAAGACUCGGUGUUCCCGACCGCCAUGAACCUGCUGGACCGGUACCUGUCCCUGGUGUCGGUGCGGAAGUUGCACCUGCAGCUGCUGGGCUGCGUCUGCCUCCUGCUGGCCUCCAAGUUACGUCAGACCCGCGCGCUGGCCGUCGACGCGCUCGUCUACUACACUGACUGCUCGGUCACCGCACAGGAGAUACAGGCCUGGGAACUGCAGGUCCUGAACCGGCUCAACUGGGACGUCGCCUCGGUAGUGGCCAACGAUUUCGUAGACCACCUGGUCGCCAUGUUGGGACUCGCCGACCGCGGCGACACCGUGCGGAGGCACGCCAACACCUUCAUCUCCCUCUGCGCAACCGAGUACCACUUCGUUGGCUACACUCCUGCACUGCUGGCCGCUUCGAGCGUAGCCGCGGCUGUUCACGGACUCAGGACACCACUGCACACCACAGAAGCACAGGACGAGCUCAUGUCGUCACUCGAGAGAAUCACCAAUGUCCGGACGGUGGAGAUCCGGCGGUGCGUUCUCGAAAUCGAAACCCUGAUGGCCACCAGUGUGGCCGCCUUCCAGCAGCAGCAACAACAGUCUUACUCGAAAAGUGCUGCAGUCACACCGUUCCCGAGCUGCAAAAGCAACACCCUCGUAACGCCCUGCAUCGCCGACACGCCGUCCAGUAAACCCAACACGCCAACUGAUGUUCAAGACAUCAACUUCUAGGCGAUCGUCAUUCCCGUGUGUCCAAUAUCCGUUUUGUGUACUUUUAUGUAUUCUAUGUCCUUCGCUUCGGAAACCUGUUACGUAUCGCGUUCGACAUUACGCUUUUCAUUCUGUGAACCAAAGAAGUUCUCGUAACUCCCUUUUGCUGGGAGCGACUGUUUAUCUUGCAUUCGACUUCACGUACCGCCUGGUGGAAUAUUUUCACCCUCCUUAGCACAUACUGAGUUCGUAUGCCCCAUCGUGGAGUACGUAACUCGUCAAAAUGGAGUCAAACUCGACUCCACUUUUAAAUGUUAUCGUACGUCUCUGGGUAGUGUGUUCACCUCCUUUAGGCUCAGUUAACCUACUCUAUAGUGGAGUAAAAUGAGCUCUUAAAAUGGCAUAAAAUUUGACUUACUGAUUUGUAGAGGUUGCCUACUCCCCGGUGGAGUGUAUUCAUUCUAAUUAGACACAAAACACUUCAUCGUGGACUACAAAACUCUCUAAAAUGAACUUUAACGUAGAAUCGCUGAAAUUUGAGUUAAAAUGCAGUUAAAUACUCCUUCCUGCAAAAGGGAGUUGCAAGCAGUCCCUUUGUUUGUAAAGCGCUUGCUAUUUGCUACGCUCGAUGCAUGUUCUUAACCAGGCAUGUCGCGCUGCCUGCCUACAAUGUCUUUCGAAAUGUUCUGGCGCAAGAAGUGUAUGGGCUGUUAUUUAUGCAUUGCGAGUCGAUUGUCAUCUCGCUGAUGCUGCUGCAUCAUAUUGAAACUGUUCUUUUUGUUGGUUGAAAAUGACUGUUCGUUUGAGGCCCGUAUUGUUGAAGCUGAAGCACGAUAGUUUUCCUGGCGACUUUCAAUGCAUCUUCUUAGUGAUAUACAUUGAGCAUUUACGUGCGACCUGAUAAUUUCAGCAUUCCUUCUACCUAUAUGUCACUUCUCAGCCGUCACGAACAGCUAUAAUUAAGGAGUGUUGUAGCCGUGAGACACCACUACACAUCUCUUAACCUUUGGUUUUCGGUCAGUUUGCCAGUAGAAACGCACAUUUCGACGAUUCGUAGCCUUGAAUUAAAAGAACACAGUCAAAUCUGGAUGAAGUAGUAACGUAGCGGAAGUGUCAGACAUUUAUGCUGCGAUUUGAGCUGCCUGCCUCCCAUACAAGGCUUGCUGUAAAAAUGUAGACACUUCUGACAGCAGUUGCUGCCGUCUUUAUGCAUCAGCUUAACCUAAACAUCUGUUCGCUUUGAACUCACACCGUGCUUCAACUUCUGGUGGCAGGCGUAGAUUUGCGCUGGGCUUUUCGGCCACUGCCUGUUCACGUUACAACAGAAUGUUAGGCUACAAAUACUCGAAGAUCUCAUCAACUUCCUUGCGGCAUUGUUUAGGUAAGCAAAGACCAGCACUAGUUAUUUCCUUUGGACUAACGCUUACUGCCACUGAAGCCAAAGAAACUUCGCCUCUGCAGAUGCCUCCUUAUAGUUAUGAAAUAUACUGCUGGACAUUUCGUCAAUGUAGAUCUGAACCUGUCGAUUUCGGCAUACCGAAUCCAAGGUUUUGACGCAGUGCUGUCGAAACUCUUCAGCACUCAGUUGUGCUCGUUCAUUGUUAAUCGUAGUGGUUACGUUUGACUUUCUUGUUGACUCAUAAGUUCUGCAGAGUGUUUGUACAGGAACGAAAAGAAAACGAGGUUGCUUUAUCACCUCUAGUAGGAUUUGCUAACCCUGCUUCAAAGAUCUCGGUAAUCUGCAGAGUCCCAGAGCUCUCUCUUCUCUGCAAAGCACACUUUCUUUUUUUUUUUCUUUGUGUUAACUUAUGUCGUUGGACAAGUGGCGAGUAGGAUAUGGUGGUUAUCUCAUACAACCUCCGCUCGCACGCUACUACACAUAUCUUACGCAAAGCUUGCGGGGUGAAAAAAAAAGUGUUGUAUAUAAUAUAAUAUAAAUGAAAGUUAACGGGCAUUGAUAUUUCUAGACCGCGUUUCACACUUAGUGUUGCUGUUUUAUGUCCUUGCAAGUGCCAGAUCUUUGCUGUUUUCGAUAGAAAAAUGUCAUUACGGUGAUUGUAUUUAAUUUCUGUUAAAUGCAAGACGCUGAGGAUAGGCGUCUCAUUUAAUGUGAAAAGUUCUGUUUGCACUAUUUCUGAGUUGUUUGUGGGUGUUCGCGUGGUGUGUCUGAAAUACGCGUUUGUUACGUGGCACAAUCACAUACCAAAGCCAAGGCCACGUAGAGGACUUGCUUAACUAUAGAGUAUUUUGAUGCAUAUGCGUAUAGUACAGUAAAGUUUCAUAGUCUGCAUGGUGUGCGUACGCAAAACACCGACUAGUCCAUGAUUUUUGCCAGCAGUGAUUUUUCUACAGUAACGAGAACAGAGUAUCUGCUUUCCAAAAACAGAAGAAAGCUCACGUGAUCUCAAAAGAUUGUAUAACAUGUAAUUUUGGUGCGCCAUGCUAACCCUCAGCAGCCUUGGAGUUGCAAGACCGCAUCGUCUCAAAAAUGCUGCCCCCUCGAGGGUUUUGAUGCAUUUACAUACCGGUGCUAUGAAUUAACAGAGAUACUUAUUAUAGGGAAAGGAAUUGUCCCAUAUAGAAUAUCCCAUCCAAGAAACAAAAUAAGCCUUCUAUGGCUGUCUAUUGAAAUCAUCACAAAUAUGAAGAACACCCAGAGUCAGGUAGAUUUUUACCAAGGCUCUUUCUUAAUAUAUUCUAUAAGAGCACUUCUCUUUUUCAUUUUUGUUUGUCGCGUGAUUAUUGUAUGUCUGCUUUUUUUGCAUUGUAUUAUAAUUUAUUGAGUUCGCACUGCACCAAAACGGAAUGGUUCAAGUGUGUCUAGUCCCCCCCUUUCCUUCUUUUUUUUUAAUUAUCACAAAACGUCCUGAAUAUCACCCGUGCAGACACUCAGAUAAUUAACAUAUUGCAUUAUCACCGCCAGGGUGGCACAGUUGUAAAGCACCAUGACAUGUACAUAAACCACCGCCAUUCUCAUUUCAUGAACACAUUUUACGUUUCAUUGUUCGUUUACCCUCGCCCAGUAGGGUUAUCUAGUGAGUUUCUGCCACGCGCUAUAGCGCGUAAUCACAAGUGUACUCAGGCCAGUCAAGCACAGUUAUGUAGCUUGACUUUUUUUAUUUCUAUGAAGCGCUUUUAAGCGUGCACCAUUUACAACUUUCUUUCAGCCUUUCACGCAUCUUUCUCCGAACGGCGUCGCCGUGGAAACAGCCUCGACGGCAUUAGGAAGUUUUAGCUACUCGGUAGUGAGGUUUCUUUAGAUACCUGUCUGGCCCCUUUAUCUUGCACUAUGGCCUUUCUCAGAAAAAUCACUGCAAUGAACGACGCGACGUAAUAGAUAACUGCAGAACAGCUUGUUGGUAGAAUUGCGGUAGUGAGUUUUAGCUACUCGGCAGUCUUGUUUGUUUUCCACGUAAGGUACUUGCUUAGCACCUUUUUAUCAUUUGGAGUGCACUUUCCCUGAAUAUCACUAGCACCAUAAGGAUAGUGAUAGAUGCGCCACGAAACAACUUGCUGGUGAAACGACGUUACAGUUUUAGCUAGCCAGUAACGUCAUCUGACUAGUAGGCUACAAUUUAGCAGCCAAGCAUUCUGAUUUCUCUAGCUAUAACGCUCAGUAUGGUCUCAAGAACUCUGCGCGUGUGCUACACCUGACAAAGAAAAAGCCACAUUAUCUUCCACUUAGUGAUUUUACUUACUGUUAACCGUUUCACUGAUUAUUUUUUUUACUCACACUGUUUUUGACAUAGAUGCCUUGAUGCAACUGAAGUCUCGAAAAAAAAAAAAGGAGGGAAUUACGAAGGUGUUUUCAGUGAACGAUUUGGGCUACGCACAAUGGGACAAUGCGAUUCAUGACCACGUUCUCUUGAUCUUGUUACUAUACACAAAUCUGUGAUGGUUAAUUAUUUGUAUUAAUGACCUACACGUUUCGAUGCAGCAUUGUUGCAAUUGUUUGUCGUAAUAUGCAAAGCGUUUGUUCCCUUGUCGCGCCGACAAAACGCAAAUGUACAACUGACUGUUCGCUCGAUGUUUGAACUUUUAGAAAAAGUGUGUUACCUGUUCAAUUUAUACUGUUUAUGUCGUUUACCAGCGUUACCAAUGACAUUCCAUAGCAGCCUCACUGCCAAAUGUUCAAUACAUUCCAUUGAUGCGUGGCCUUGCUGUUACUCUUUGAAACUGUUCUUCAUAAUAAUUUAAAAAAGCACUACACACUUAAAACAAAGGGAGUACGUUGUGUAGUUAACUGCUUUUUAUUUCAUUUUUAAAGGCAUGCAUUCUCUGAUGAAGGCAUUGGCUCUCUUUGAACACAAAGGGAGUAAAUGUACCCCACAGAGAAGUAUAAUAGUUGUCUAACAGGAAGUUAAAGAUGGGAAGAGCCGUUACUCCCAAAAAAGGGAGUUGUCAGUACUCCUUUUGUUCUUAGGGUAGAUUUAUACCACCAUGUUCACAAGUUCUCGCGCAUUUCUGAAUUUUAGCCUUUUUACGAGCUGUGGAACAUAUUUUUUCUGGUUGCGUUUGAAAUAGUUAUCUACAUUUAUAUACAGUAAAUUUCUAUGCGUCGAGUGAAUACAGGCUCCCGACUUAACCUAUUCAUCAUGUUAAAGAAACUGUAUGCCUUAUUUAAGCUGUGCCCUUACUCAUAUACAACCUCCGUUCGCCAGACAGUUGCUCUAGUAUAUUGCGGUCUGUGUGCUUUGCCGUGGUUACUUUUGUUUUUCUGGUGUUAUGAAGCGCUUGAAAAAUUUGCUUUGCCUCUUCUGUCAAUUUUCAUAUUAGAGAGUUUUAGCAUGCCGCUACUGCGCUACCUUUACCGAUACCUGCCAGUUUCGCGCAUAGUAGCUAAACCGCGCCAGUGCGUUGCUGUUCAUAUAUACAGCAUAGGUAGCGCCCGCAUGGAUGGCGACAACCGUCGUAACGGUAUACUAAAACUCUCUAAUGUGUGUUUUACUGCACAUGCACUAGUGCUUUCUUGCAAUGAAACCGGUAUUACGGUGAUAAAGAAAAAAAUAAUACUUAUGACAUGUGUUUGAAAGACACUUGUAAAGAAGAUUAUAAGAGUAUCAUUGUCUCACUUGUUUGUUCUGCUUUGGAUACUUUUUUUCGCGAUUCUCUCAUCUCAUGCAAAAGCUGCAGGUUCAGCAGCUUAUGAUGUUUUUGUGAAAUGAAAAUUAUUAUA
Dermacentor silvarum is the source of this 6313-nucleotide messenger RNA. Its product is annotated as G1/S-specific cyclin-D2. Bases 211 to 1158 code for a protein of 315 amino acids. The record is from RefSeq and is a predicted model, not a curated record. Gene Ontology annotation, molecular function: cyclin-dependent protein serine/threonine kinase regulator activity. The transcript is spliced from 5 exons. NCBI's taxonomy places the organism in Eukaryota, Metazoa, Arthropoda, Arachnida, Ixodida, Ixodidae. Gene Ontology annotation, biological process: regulation of cyclin-dependent protein serine/threonine kinase activity; positive regulation of G1/S transition of mitotic cell cycle; mitotic cell cycle phase transition. Gene Ontology annotation, cellular component: nucleus; cytoplasm; cyclin-dependent protein kinase holoenzyme complex.